AUGGCGUUGACGUGCGACUGCCCGAUGUCGCAGCCGGGGCCGACGCUAGCGUCGACUUGCGGCGGCGGCGCAUUCAUGCUGUUCAUGGGACUGCUGGAGGUGUUCCUGCGCAGCCAGUGUGACCUCGAGGACCCCUGCGGAAGGACACAGUUCCGUCAACACAUGGACUCGGUGUAUGACUUCAUAGUGAUUGGUGGGGGAUCGGCGGGCUCGGUGGUCGCAUCACGCCUCUCUGAAGUGCCACACUGGAAGGUGCUACUGGUUGAAGCAGGUUUUGACGAGCCAACUGGCGCGCAGGUGCCAUCGAUGUUCCUAAACUUCAUAGGGUCCAGCAUAGACUGGGGAUAUAGCACAGAACCUGAGCCGGCCGCCUGCCUCGGGGAGAAGGACAGAAAGUGCUACUGGCCCAGAGGAAAGGUGCUUGGCGGCACAUCGGUCAUGAACGGAAUGAUGUAUAUGCGCGGCUCCCGCAAGGACUACGACUCAUGGGCAGCCGCCGGUAUAGAAGGGUGGUCCUACGACGAGGUGCUGCCGUUCUUUCUCAAAUCUGAAGACAACAAACAAGUGGACAAGAUGGACAGAGGCUACCACGGCACCGGCGGCCCCCUUACUGUAUCGCAGUUCCCCUACCAUCCGCCCUUGAGUUACAGUCUCAUCAAGGCGGCAGAAGAAUUAGGCUACCCGGCUGGGGAGCUCCGAGACCUGAACGGCGAGCACCACACGGGCUUCGCGAUCGCCCAAACGACGAACCGCAACGGGUCGCGCCUGAGCGUCGCCCGCGCCUUCCUGCGGCCGGCGCGCGACCGCCCGAACCUGCACGUGAUGCUCAACACCACGGCCACCAGGAUCCUGAUCGACGAGACCACCAAGCAGGCUUACGCGGUCGAAGUGAGGAACAGCCGCGGCGAAACCGAAACCAUCUUCGCCAACAACGAGAUCGUUCUGAGAUCGAACGAAGGAAUAAUACAAUAUUUUAUAGGUAAAUAUAUAGGAUUAAUAUCACUAAUAUUUAAUUUAAUAUUUAAUAAUAUUAUAUUUGAGCCAAAAAUUAUUAAGUGUAGACCAAUUACUAAAAUACGCCUAGAUAAUUUUAAAAAUAACAUAGAUGAGAAAUUAAUUGAAAUGGUAUGGUAAUAAUGGUAUCUUUAUAGUAAUCUAUUCUGCCUUAUAAAAAAUGAAUUCGAAAAGGCUUUUCCGUUUAAGACCGUAAAAGUUACACAGAAGUUACAGUUCUGUGACUGGGCUACAACAGGUAUUUAUAAAAGUAGAAACAAACUUAAUGAAUUAUACGCUUUAAGAAAAUAUAACCAUAAUCAAAAUUUCAUUGAUUACGUGAAGAAUUAUUCGAAAGUAUUUAAAAGGGUGUGUUUUGCGGCAAAGUCAAAUUUUAUUAAAGAAAAAAUAAAGAAUUCCAAUAAUAAAGUCAAAACAACUUGGAAUAUAAUAAACCAUGAAACCGGUAAGGAGCAAAUACGUGAAGAUAUCUGACACUUAACUUUAAUAACACGACCAUCAAAUCUCAUGAUAAAAUUGCUAAUAUAUUUGAUGAGUAUUUUUUUAAACAUACCAGUUGAAACAACAAAUGGUUUAAAUUCUUCACCAACUGCCGUAAAGGCUAUUUUAGAAAAAUACGUGCCUAAGAUAGACAGCCAGUUUAAAUUUAAAUAUAUUAGUUUCUUAGAUAUUAUUAAAACUUUUAAUUGUCUGAAAAUUAAAAACACGUGAUUAAUGGGGCAUAUCUCUUAAUAUUAUUAAAAUUAUAGUUCAUGUUAUAGCCCCUUACUUGACUGAUAUAUUUAAUCUUUGUAUAGAUGAAGGAAUUUUUCCAAAUCUUAUGAAGCUAAGCAAAGUUAUACCUCUUUUUAAAUCCGGAAAUAGGGAAGACCAUAGUAAUUAAAGACCUAUAUCAAUAUUACCGACGUUAAGUAAAAUCUUUGAAAAAAUUAUUCUUGAAUAGUUAUUGUCUUAUUUUAAUUUAAAUAAAUUACUGCAUACUAAAUAAUAUGGUUUCAAAAAAGGUCACUCUACUGCUGAUGCUGGUGUAGCACUUCUUAAACACAUAUUCUUGGAGUAUUUUGUGACUUAUCCAAAGCAUUUGAUUGCGUUGAGCAUCAAACACUAGUAACGAAGCUAAAUUACUAUGGUAUCAAAGACUCCGCCCUACAACUAAUAUUGUCGUACCUCAGUUGCAGAACUCAAACUAUCGAUAUUAACGGUGUGAGAUCAUCUGGAUCACAAGUAAAAAUGGGAGUUCCCCAGGGAUCUAUUCUGGGUCCCUUUCUGUUUCUAACUUACAUAAAUGAUUUGCCAUUUUUUGCCGAAACUUUAUGCGAUAUAGUAUUGUUUGCAGAUGAUACUUCUUUAAUAUUUAAUAUUGAUAGAUGUAAAAAUAAUUUUGACGAUGUAAACAAUGCUCUCUCACAGAUUAUGACCUGGUUUACUGUAAAUAAUCUCCAGUUAAAUGCUAAAAAAACGAAAUGUAUAAAGUUUAUGUUACCUAAUGUAAAAGCUGAACUUACAGAAAUUAAACUUAAUGAUGAAAAGCUCGAGUUGGUUGAUUCAACAAUCUUCUUAGGUGUAACGCUGGAUUCUAAAUUGCAAUGGCAUCCUCUUAUUUCGUUAUUGGCAGGAAAACUAAGUUCAGUUACCUUUGCAAUAAAAAAAAUUAGGCAACUUACAGAUGUAGAUACCGCUAGGACAGUAUACUUUAGUUAUUUCCAUAGCGUUAUGUCAUAUGGCAUUCUAGUGUGGGGUAUGGCUGCAGAUAUAGAGUCUAUAUUUAUUUUACAAAAAAAAGCAGUAAGGGCCAUUUAUCAAUUGGGUUCAAGAACAUCACUUAGAGAUAAAUUCAAAGAAAUUGGGAUAUUAACAGUGGCCUCCCAAUUCAUAUACAAUUGUAUACUUUAUGUUAGAAACAAUAUUAACAAUUAUAUUAAACAUAGUCAUGUACACAAUUUUAAUACUAGAAACAAAGAUAAACUUGUUUUGCCGUCAUGCAGGCUAAAGAAGGUUCUAUCGUCAUUUAUGGGUCAUGGUGUACACUACUAUAACAAAAUUCCUAUGGAAAUUUUAAAUUUACCAUUACCUAAGUUUAAAACCCAUAUUAAGAAUUGUCUACUCAGUAAAGGAUAUUAUACUGUUAAUGAAUAUUUAAACGACAAAACUGCUUGGAGUUAAAUAUGGCUCAUUUUUCAUAUAUAUUAAAUUGUUAAUCGGUGAGCUUCUUUGGCUACAAAUGUGAUUGGAUUGACGAAAAUACUGUUUUACUCUAAUAUUGUGUAAUAUUGUAAUGGAAAGUGACUUCAAAUUUUAAUGAAGUCAUUUUUCAAUCUUGACGCUCUGUAUGAAAUAAAACAGGGAGAAAAAAGCAGCCCUUGCCGAGUUUCUUGCCGGUUCUUCUCGGUACAAGGUCUCCCGCCGUAGAUUUACGAACCGAUGGCGUAGCUCUCGACUUUCACAAGUGCUCGUAACAGCCUAGACUGAAUAGAUAAUUUUGAUUUGAUUUGCAGCGCGGGCGCGGUGGCGUCGCCGCAGCUGCUGCAGCUGAGCGGCGUGGGCCCGGCGGCGGCGCUGCGGCGCGCGGGCGUGCGCGUGCGGGCGCCGCUGGAGGCCGUGGGCCGCAACCUGCACAACCACGUGGCGCACUUCCUCAGCUUCCGCAUCAGCGACAACGACACCGCGCCCCUCAACUGGGCCACCGCCAUGGAGUACCUGCUCUUCAGGGACGGCCUCAUGUCCGGCACCGGUGAGGCCGAUCUAUUUAUAUUUCCAUCGACAAACGACAGACGAGCUUUAACCCCCCGAACAGAGAUCUUUAACCAAAAAUUUCGCCCAGGCAUAUCGGAAGUGACCGGCUUCAUCAACACCAAGUAUGCAGAUCCGGCAGGAGACAAUCCGGACGUUCAGAUCUUCUUCGGGGGUUUCCUGGCCGAUUGCGCGAAGACCGGCAUGGUGGGAGAGAGGGUGGGCAACGGCUCUCGAACUAUACAAAUUUUCCCCACGGUCCUGCGGCCUAAGAGCAGAGGCCGCUUGGAGAUCGCCUCGUCUGAUCCUUUCGCCCAUCCUAAGAUAUUCGCAAACUACUUAACCCACCCGGACGACGUGAAAACCCUCAUCGAGGGUAUAAAAUUCGCCAUCAAGCUGUCGGAGACCAAGGCCCUAAAACGUUACGGCAUGAAACUGGACAGGACGCCGGUGAAGGGAUGCGAGAAGUUGAAAUUCGGGUGCGACGCGUACUGGGAGUGCGCCGUGCGCAUGCAGACCGCGCCCGAGAACCACCAGGCCGGCUCCUGCAGGAUGGGACCGCGCGGGGACCCCGCCGCCGUGCUGGACCCGCUGCUGCAGGAGGAAGUAUCUGGAGAAUUCGGCUCGCCGGAUUCUAGAGUUCGUUCAUUCUCGAUCGGGAGAAUAUGCCAGAACGUAGCACCGGGCGGACAAAUUUACAAAAGAGGGACCUACGUAUAUCAUUCCAGGGGUGCGACCUCCUAACUCUCGAGCCGACACCCGAACGAUGCAUACGCAAUAUUUCGUUUUAUUUUAGUACUUUAACUUUUGAGGGGUAAAUUUUGGAUAAGCGACCGAGUCGGGAACGCCGCUGUGAAAUCUGCGAAAUCUGUGAAAUCUUUAUAUUAAUGAGCGACUCACGGGUUAUAACCGUAUGCUAUUCCAGAAGGCACGAGCAUUAGCCCGUGA
Messenger RNA from Diatraea saccharalis (sugarcane borer), 4692 nucleotides. Lineage: Eukaryota; Metazoa; Arthropoda; Insecta; Lepidoptera; Crambidae. The record is from the annotation of a GenBank genome assembly.